This is a messenger RNA of Xenopus laevis (African clawed frog), 6651 nucleotides long. RefSeq lists its product as uncharacterized. The record is from RefSeq and is a predicted model, not a curated record. Lineage: Eukaryota; Metazoa; Chordata; Amphibia; Anura; Pipidae. The transcript has a single exon. Bases 1 to 5376 code for a protein of 1791 amino acids.
AUGCCGCUACUUCGUCCCCAAGAGGUGCACGCGUGGGCGGAAGCAGAGCAAGUUAACCCCCGCUGUGCCUUUGCAGUGGAUCGAGUUCCCACCGGCUGCAGCGUAAAGCUCAUGCAUCCUACCCUCAUUUACCAUGUGAGGUUAAAGGGCAUCCGACUCGUGACGGAAAUGGAGUCGAGAGUCCUGGGGUACCGGGCGAGACUGUACUGUGGCCCCAGGGAGCUAGGGGAUGAUGAAGGACCGUAUACUGUUUACCCGGUGGGAACUUAUCCCCUUGGUUGCCCUGUUGUAUAUGCUGGGUCUGCAACAUCCCUGCCACUUGCGCUGGAGGUAAAGACGGAACCUCUCGAUCCCGCCACAGUGGUUAGUGGAUUGGAUUCCCCGGGAAAAGUAGAGGCCCUUAGCUCAAGUGCAGGGACGAUGCUGCCUACUCUUGUCAUUGCUGGGACAAAAUACCCGAAGCUGAAGGUUUUUUCGGGAACUCUCCCUGUCCCUGAAGGAGAGCAGGGUUUUGAAGAGUGGCAGGAGGCUGCAGUGCAGAUGAUAGAAGAAUGUCCAUGCCCUGAGGGGGAUAAACGGAUCCGGUUAACCGAAAAUCUGCGCCCUCCUGCCAGUCAGGUGGUUAAACUAUUUUGCAAGGCUCACUUAAAAGCUUCUGUUAGAGAUUGUCUGAAAGCACUCGAGGAAGUAUAUGGGGCUUGUGACAAUCCGCAUAAUCUGCUCCAUAUGUUCAGAAGCUUGUAUCAAGAGGAGGGAGAGCUUGUGUCCACCUUUGUGCGUAGGUUACAAAGCAAGCUAUGGACAUUAGUUCACAAGGAAGUUAUCUCUGUUGCUGAGGUUGAUGAGAUGCGACGCACCCAACUUCUACAGGGACUGCAGGCAAGCCAUCCCAUAGCCAUGGAGCUGCGCAUUAUGUAUCGGCAGGGUACCCCGCCCGAAAUGGGUGCCAUCAUGGGUGUAGUAAAAGAAAGGGAAGCUGAACUCGAGAGAGUGUCCGCUCAUAGUAAGAAGGUGACAACUGGGAGUCUUCCCUCUGCUCAGAAGGAACUAGAGGGAGCCCUUAGGAAGACCCAAGAUUCGUCCCUGCGGCCUAGGAGGGCUUCACUAGCCAAGACUUUUAGUGCUACUGCCCAGUUAGACUGCUUUCGAUGUGGACAUCAGGGCCAUAGAGUGUACCAGUGUUACCCGUCAGUUGGCUCGGGUGAAUUCCACAGUAAAGGGGGUCAGUUACCUUUGAAGCGAAAGGGCAAGCAGAAGGGUUUGAAACCUUUAAACCUCCCUGGGGUAGGACGACGGUGUACUUUCAGCCUGCUUGUGAAUGGUGUCCCGACCACAGCACUAUUUGAUACGGGUUCCCAAUUGACCAUUAUACAUCGUCCGUUUUACCUUCAACACCUCAGUCACCUUCCCUUGCAAACAGUGGGUCCUGUACCGGUGUUUGGUGUGGGGACGGGCCCUACAUACAUGGAUGGCUGUGUGGAAGUACAACUGUACAUCCCCGGACUUGUAGGAGACAACGAUCCCCCCAUCACUGUGGUUGCUUAUGUGAGUCCCCCACCAGGAGGUAAGGGAGCGGCUCCAGUCAUUGUUGGCUCCAAUGUGAAAGCUGUUGAGGAGGCGUUCCUACGAUUCCUUCAACCCCGGGAGGGAACCCCAUUAACCGUGUUGCCCGUAUCUCCAGAGUUGCAAGCAAUUUGCCAAACUUUCGCUCCCGAGUCCCCUGGGGGUUGUAUAGGAAACCCUUGGUAUCCGGUGGAAAUUCCACCAGGGGGAGUACGGAACCUACGAGUGUAUGUGGAAAUUGUGUCUACUACCCCUGGCAGUUACUUUUUGCUGGAGACUGACCCGCACGAAGCUGUCCGAAAUGGUUGGGAGAUAGUUCCUGAGAGGAAAGAUUACCGGCGUAAAUGCCCUCGUACCGAUGUGGUCACAGUUAAAAACAUUACCUCUUAUACCGUUACCAUCCCUGCCUGGUAUACGGUUGGGCAUUGCUACCCGGUGGAGAGUGUUAAUUCCUGCUCAGUUCCUGGGGGGAAAGAGGACAUUAAACUUAAUUUCAAGUUGGAGGAGGCUGAUGAUCCGAUGGAACACCGUCAUAUGCUUGAGCAGAAGUUAUUGCUGUACCGGGAUGUUUUCUCCGUAGAUGAGAUGGAUGUGGGUUGCGCUAAACGUGCUGAACAUAGUAUCAGAUUGAGUGAUGACACCCCUUUCCGAGAGAGGUCCAGGCGCAUCCCUCCUCGUGAUCUGGAAGAUGUUCGGAAGUAUUUGGACAAGAUGAAGGAUCAACGAAUAAUCGUUGAAUCACGCAGUCCAUAUGCAUCACCAAUUGUGAUCGUACGAAAGAAAAAUGGUAGUGUUCGCCUAUGUGUGGAUUACCGAACAUUAAAUAGACGCACUGUCCCAGAUCAGUAUACGCUACCCCGUAUUGAUGAAGCACUGGAUGCAUUACAUGGUAGUGCAUGGUUCUCUGUGAUGGACUUACGUUCGGGGUAUUAUCAAAUUCCCAUGAGUAGGGAUGACCAAGAGAAGACUGCUUUUAUCUGUCCUUUGGGGUUCUAUGAGUUCACCCGCAUGCCUCAAGGUAUAAGUGGGGCCCCUGCCACCUUUCAGCGUCUCAUGGAGAAGGUGUUGGGUGAUUUGACUCCCAGGCAUUGCAUAGUCUACUUGGAUGAUAUAAUUGUGUUUGGCUCUACUUUGGAAGAACACGAUACCAGGUUGUUUAAUGUUUUGGAUCGCCUGCGGCAGGAGGGUUUGAAGCUUUCUGUUGAUAAAUGCAAGUUCGCUCGUAAGGUGGUGAAGUUUGUGGGACAUAUUGUGUCUGCAGAAGGCAUUGCUACUGACCCCGAGAAAGUGGCAGCUGUCCGAGAUUGGCCAAGGCCAACCAAUUUGACUGAACUUAGAUCCUUCUUGGGAUUUUGUGGAUAUUAUCGGAGAUUUGUAGAGGGAUAUUCCAGACUUGCUCAUCCCUUGAAUGGCUUGUUGGCAGGGAGUGCUUCCAAGCAGACCAAUUCUGUCCAGCCCCCCCUUAAAGGUCGGUGGUCUACAGAUUGUGAGGAAGCUUUCUUAACUCUAAAGAAAAGACUCACGGAGGCUCCUGUCCUAGCUUAUGCUGAUCCUCAGAAACCGUAUGUUUUGCAUGUUGAUGCCAGUUAUGAAGGAUUGGGCGGCAUUCUUCAUCAAGAAUACCCGGAGGGUCUGAAGCCUGUUGCCUAUGUUAGCCGAAGUCUUAACCCAGCCGAAAAGAAUUACCCAGUGCACAAAUUGGAGUUUUUGGCGUUGAAAUGGGUAAUUACUGACAAACUGCAUGAUUAUCUCUAUGGGGUUAAGUUUGAGGUAAGGACAGACAAUAAUCCAUUGACUUAUAUCUUAACCACUGCUAAGUUGGAUGCUGCUGGGCAUCGGUGGUUGGCCGCUUUAUCCAAUUAUCAGUUCUCUCUGAAGUACAAGCCUGGUCCUAAAAAUGUAGGUGCUGAUGCCUUAUCCAGACGUCCUGGUUUACCUCCUUGUAUGGAAGAGGAUGAAUGGGAGGAAUUACCUAGUUUGUCAGUAGCUGCUCACUGUGCUACUGCAGCUAUGAAGAAUGGUCAAGUGGCUUUUUCCGAAUUGCGGUUGGUGGAUUCCUUGGGAGGAAAAGAAGAUUGCAUUCCUUCUAUGUACGCAUAUCCUACGACGUUAGGAGUAUCCCAGAGUCUUCAACUAAGUAAUGGUGAUAUGAUUCGGGAACAAAAGAGAGACCCAGUGGUUCGGUAUGUCCGAGAGGCUGUCGCCAGAAAGGAUCCCGAGCUUAUGAGAAAGACUAUACCUAAAGAUAGUCGGAUAUUCUUGAAAGAAUGGGACAAGCUAAAGUUUAUUGAUGGGAGUCUCUAUCGGAUUCAGUUGUUUCAUGAUCACCCGGAGAGGAGGCAGUUGGUGUUACCUCAAGUUUAUCGGCGAAUGGUAUUGAGGAGCUUACAUGAUCAACAUGGUCAUCUAGGGGUGGAAAAGACUUUUGGACUGAUUCGUGAUCGGUUCUUCUGGCCCCGAAUGAGAGAGAUGGUGGUCGAGUACUGCAGGCGUUGUGUCCCUUGUUUGCAAAGAAAGUCUUUACCCACUCGGGCUGCUCCUAUGGAACACUUAAAGAGCACUGGGCCGUUGGAUUUAGUCUGUAUGGAUUUCCUGUGUAUUGACAAAGACUCUAGUGGGAUUGGAAACAUAUUAGUUGUGACUGAUCAUUAUACUAGAUAUGCCCAAGCCUAUCCCACAAAAGAUCAGAAGGCCGCUACUGUGGCUAAGGUGUUAUGGGAGAAGUUCUUUGUCCAUUAUGGUUUACCCAAUCGACUUCACUCUGAUCAGGGAAGAGAUUUCGAGAGUCGGUUGAUAAAGGAACUACUAGACCUGUUAAAUGUGGCUAAGAGUCGCACGACUCCUUAUCAUCCUGAAGGAGAUGCUCUUCCUGAGAGGUUCAAUCGAACCCUGUUGGACAUGUUGGGUACUCUUUCGGUCACAGAAAAACCCUUUUGGAGUCGUCAUGUAAGUGCCCUUGUUCAUGCCUAUAAUUGUACCCGGCAUGAGUCCACUGGGUUUUCGCCCUAUUUCCUUAUGUUCGGAAGGGAAGCACGACUGCCCAUAGAUGUACAGCUGGGGGUUUCUACUGAUGGAAUUGGAUGUAGGGAGCACUAUCAAUAUGUGAAUCGUCUUCGGAAUAGCUUGAAGGAAGCUUAUUGCCUGGCUGAGGAAAAUGCUGCAAAGGUCAAUGCUGGGAAUAAACGUCGGUUUGAUGCUAAAGUACGGUACCGUGAAUUGAAGCCUGGAGAUAAAGUGCUUUUACGUAACUUAGGUCCCAGUGCAAAGCAUAAGCUGGCAGAUCGAUGGAGGAAGGAAUUAUUUGAGGUAGUAGCCAAGCUACCCAGUGUUCCGGUGUAUCGGAUUCAGGGUACGGAUGGAAGAGUCAAAGCUUGGCACCGAAACCAUUUGCUGCCUGUUCCUCAGGUUCCUCAGAUGACUACUAAUUCCGAAGUGGAGGAGGACGAUGGUUUGGUUCCAAAUGAUGGUGUAAGAGAAGAAGAAGUUCCAUCUACUACUGAAAGUGGAGAAAUGCUUGCACUUGAUGAAGGAAGUGAUGAUAUACUUCAAGGUGGUGAGUUAGAUAUUGAUGCUCCUCCCUUCCAGCCGCAUUCUCCAGGAUAUCUAGCCCCUGACCCAGUGGGGUGCAGGGGGCCUAACCCUGAACCAUUGAGAAGAGGUGAUCGGGUUAGGAGGCCUCCUUCCCUAUUUACUUAUGACACUGUGGGUAGGCCCACUUAUGGGGUACCUGGAUAUUUUGGUCCUUCCCCAGCUGUGAUGAGUCUAAUCGAUGCUCAUGCCAGAUUGGUACAUAUGAUGCCUGUAUGUUGUUAGAGAUGGAACUAUAAAAGGAUUUUUCUUCCAUUCACUCCAGUUGGAGUUAGGCCUAUGGACUGUCUUAGUUAAUACCUGCCCCUUGGGUAGAUUCCUUCAAUUUUUCCUUUUAUCCUCCUAAGUGCAUUUGAAAGAGGACUGUGGGUUCGACUAUAUUGAUGGACUAGAAUACUGAUGUGUUUGAAAUGUAGUAUUUCUUGUGUUUCUUUUGCAGGUGAAAAAUUUACUGGUUCAUGAAUGAGACUGUGCUAUUGAUAUGUUCUCUUUCAGUUAUGCCAUUGUACCUGGGUUACUCAGGAGAGUUACCCCGAAGAGGUUAUAAGGUAAUGGUAUAGUAAUGCAAUGUGUUUUUUUGAAAAGGUUUCUUGCAUGAUGUGCCUUAACUGCUAUAAUUUCAGUAUUGAUUCUUUGAAGGUUCCUUGCCGGGACGGAAGGAAUUCACCAGGGGGAGAAUGUAGGAAUGUGAAAAUCUUAGACACCCUUAUACUUUUUUGACAGGCACAUCCCUAGCUAUUUGGAGACCUAAAUGGGUCCUAAAACACAGUUGGGAGGAGUACUGUGCUCCUGUGCUUAUGUAACCCCUGCAAUUCACACAGUGACCUGAGUGGUGCUGUGCCAGAGUAUAAAAGGGUUAGGAGCCAUGCGGUCUGGAGUCCAUUGCUGCUGAAUCCUCCCUCUGUCUGCAGCAGAGGUUGGGAGUGGUGGAACUCAUCUUAGUACUUAGUAAGUGUUAGUUAUACUCUGUUAUAGAUCACUCUAGGAGUGACAGAAAGGUUAAAUAGUUGAGCAGCUCAAGGCUCCACCAGGGAGAUUAGUGGGAUUAAGAUCCCCGGGUAUUACUAACCCAGAGAGGGACUAAAGUGUUGAGAUUAGGGAUAAUAGGUUUCUCCUAAGAGCACUAAGAGUUUCUAUCGACUGAUUGAUCCAUACCUGCUGUUAAUUUACUCUCUGCUGUGAGUAUAUGUCUCCUUUGUGCUGCUGUGUUAAUCUAGGUUCUAUAUUCUAUUGUGAAUGAUGCUAUACUGUUCAAUAAAUCUAGUUCCGUGUUUAAGCAAAACAAAACCACUGGCGCCCAUCAUUGUGUUACUGCACCGAGUUACAGUUGCACUACACCCUGCCUCCACUUCGUGCGAGGGCUUGCCCCUGGGAAAGAGAGCUUAUAGGUGGUAAGAGCCCACCAAGGAAAGUAGCUAAACCGCUAAAAGUGAAAGCAGUUUACUAUAGUGCUACACAAGUAUAGCACUUGAUCCACCAGUUGCAGCCAAACAUCCAUUC